AUGAGUAAAUUUACAAAGGCCGGGACCUGGAAGACGGAAACUUCAGGUCGAACAAAUACCGGUUCGACCAUUCGUGGGAAGAUAUCUGCUCCGAUUCCAAUCCAGGACGACGACGAAUUUCCCAUUCGCUCUCCAGGAACUGGUAUAGCAACGCCUCUUGGAUCUCUCAAUUCUGAUGGAAUCGAUAAAGUUAUGAGGGGCUCCGCCAUUUCUGGCCGCGAUAGUGCUCUGGCACAUGGAGAUAUUGGGACCGGUAGUUAUGUCGAACCACCCAGGCGAAUAGGAACCACCCCUUUACCCUCCGAUCGGCCAUCAUACAAUGCCCCCUCACGUAGGACAGAGGAUUACAGCGUUCCAAGGAGCUCAUCGCCUGUUGGCAGACCAUCAGACUCAAUACUCUCGAAGCCGGCGCGAAAGAAGUCGACUUUCAAAGGAGUGUUUGGCAAAAUCUUUGGCAAGAAAAAGAAGGAUGCUUCAAAUAAGAAACAGAGCGUUGACGCUCUGCAGAGUGAACAGCAUCACCGCAGCGACCCAUCUGCGCUCAGCCGAAGUCCACUGAAUACCGCGACCUCCCCCAAACGAUCUACUUCCAUGCCGAUCAACGAGUUUAAUCGCGCCCUCCGAUCGCAUUCUCCUUUCGUAGAUGGUAGCUUAAAGGAACAGAUCAAUACAGAGCGGGACCCAAACCGUAUAUCCACACAAACACAAAGUACAACGACAAGAACAAGGGUUACAACGGGAAGACUAUACACUCCAGAUAAAACACCAGGAUAUAUGAAUUGGACGGGGCUCUCACCACGACCUGCAAGUGCUCAAGCUAAAAGCAGCAAAGCUCCCUCUGACGAGGCGCUUCCUGGUUCGAUUGGAAUGGCAGUUACCAUUAGCAGUCACCCAAACAGGCGGUCAAGGUCUCUCGGUCAAUUGCGUGAAGCUGCAAGAAUUGCGGGAGGAAUCGAUAGACGUCGGAGCGAUGAAAUUCGUUAUUGGAGAGCAAGCUACGAUCCGGGGCCAUUAUCUCCAUUAUCAUCAGACAAAGCGGAGGUGGAGGAGCCUAGGUCAAUAAAUGAUCCGGAAAGUCCACGAUUAAUAGAUUCUCAGGAGCAGCCACAGCCUUUCAAUUUCGGUCAUCUGAGUGGAUUAAGUGGCAUGAAGAUCACCCAAGCUGCCGACCUGGCAACAAGAGUUGAUCGUAUUGAGUCUAGAUUGGUCGAAAUGGAGAAGACGGUAUUUCAGAUUCAUCGGCGACUCAACGAAAAUGGUGACAACGUUGCACUUCAAGAUCCCCCCAAAGGAGGCAAAAGAGACCGCAGCUCUUCUGCUCGUCGUCCCCCAACUGAUAAUUCAGAAACGACUUUGCCAGGCUUACCACGGCAUCGACAUUGGCACGAAUUUGGAGCUCAAAGCCGACUCUCAAACAACAAUCCUCACCGGCCGACAUCCUCAUCCCAUAAUUCUUACCACCCUGAUUUUGAUGAUACAAUACAAGCUCCAUUUGCCGCAACGACAGAUGAACGUGUGCACUUAAGCAGCUCCCACACCACUGGUCGACCUCUUUCAACCUCGACUACUAUCCGAGGUCUUCAAUCUAGCUCUCCUACUAUUCAAAAAGAUGCUCAUUUAACAAUAGAGCACUACAACAAUUUAACAAAUAUGUUUUUGGCGGAACAAUCAGCUCGCGAACAACUUGAAAGCAUUGUUCUCACCUUACAACGACAGAUGGCCUCUUAUCCUUCGAUAGCAUCCACUUCAUACCCCACUCCUGACUCUGCCACUGGAGGUGGCCCUAUUCUUGACACUACAUCAUCGUCCAAAGGCACAUCUGAAGGCUUUGGCGUGGAAAGUGAUGAUGACGUAUACGCAGCAGGUUCCGAAGCUUUUCAAACUCCUAAAGAAGAAUUAGGAGGUCAGAACUUUGGAGAUGAAGUUUUUGGGACUGGAAAGGGUUACGCAAGCGGCAGUUCAAGACUGACUGUCGACACUGGAAAUGGUGAUGCAAGGACGUUGAGUUUAAGCCAGAUCACGAUGGGGAAGGGUGUUCAACCUAGUUUGAACUUUUAA
Molecule: messenger RNA, 2058 nt
Organism: Botrytis byssoidea
Lineage: Eukaryota; Fungi; Ascomycota; Leotiomycetes; Helotiales; Sclerotiniaceae
Exons: 2
Coding region: 1-2058 (685 amino acids)
Source: RefSeq, a predicted model, not a curated record